This is a messenger RNA of Wasmannia auropunctata (little fire ant), 5161 nucleotides long. RefSeq names its product DNA-directed RNA polymerase, mitochondrial (gene mtRNApol). Gene Ontology annotation, biological process: mitochondrial transcription. Gene Ontology annotation, cellular component: mitochondrial DNA-directed RNA polymerase complex. The coding region runs from base 123 to 3911 and encodes 1262 amino acids. Gene Ontology annotation, molecular function: protein binding; DNA-directed RNA polymerase activity; mitochondrial promoter sequence-specific DNA binding. Lineage: Eukaryota; Metazoa; Arthropoda; Insecta; Hymenoptera; Formicidae. The transcript is spliced from 9 exons. The record is from RefSeq and is a predicted model, not a curated record.
GUGUAUCGCGUUGUAUUUGUUAGUGGUGUUAUGGCGCGGCGAGGUUAGCUCGUCCCGUCGCCGACACCCUCGUCGAUGUCCGCGGCGAUUGAGGACUCGCGUCGCCGACUCGGCACGUAAGCAUGUUCAACUUCCUGAGGACGCGCGCCGCGUCGGGGAUGCAGAGCGCGCGUAUCGUGUCGACGCUGCCGGUCGCCCAGUGCCGGACGCGGCUGUGCUCGUUCUGCAACUUCCAUCAUCCGAGCACGCCCCGCGCUGUGAGAUGUACAGUGAUCCGCUGUUACGCAACAACCGAUACUGUUAAACUGGAAACUCCCAUGCAAAAGAAAGCCAAACGCCGCUCGAAGAAGUACACGGAGCUAUUAGAAGUAACGAACCAGACGACCAACAGUAGAAAAGCAGCAGUGCGCAAGUUGAGUUCUGCCCAGGUGUCCCUCCUGGUGGAUGAGCCCAAUAUCACGCUGGACAAGAUCCCUGAUUUUCGUAAUAAGAAGGAGACGAUUGCGACGCAAACGAAGGACAUCAAUGAAAAGAUCGACGACAAGGUUGACGACACACACGACGUACUUAAGGAAUCCGACGAGCAAUUAGAUGACACGUCCGCAAUCGUGGAGAAUCUGAAAGAGUCCGGCGUAAGCGAUCACACCACGUUGAUUAAGGAUUCUUCCUUCCUGGAUAUGCUGCAGCAGAUCAAGGAGAAUGGCAAUGAAGAUAAAAGUCUGGAUGACAUUGCGCAGAACACACCAAAGUGCCACAUGACUCCGAAUUCGUUUACUAAAAUUCCCUUCACGAGUGAGGUGGAUAAAUUUGAUAAUCAUUCUGGCGAAAUUCUAAUUUCUCAAUUGCUAGUGCAUAUGGAUGUUUUUAUACAAAUCAAAAUGCCGCAUAAAGCCUUCAAGAUGCUCAUGUCGAAGAAAAGUUAUUUGAAGCGCAACGAAGCCUCCGCCGUUUCACUCUAUAAUCUGCUCCUAAAGACCCACGUUUCUAACGCGCACGUGGAAAAGGCAUUCGAGAUCUACAGAAUAAUGAAGGAGGAGUCUGUUCAGCCGAACUUCGACACGUUCGCUCUUAUGUUCGAGAUAAUCGAAAGGAUAAAAAACAAGGAGAAACGUGCAGAGACCGCGACUGAAGUGAUGGAAGACAUGAAACGCAGUGGCAUCUCCUUCAACGAAAUAAUGAACGAAUCGGUCGUGAUGAACACGACGCAACGCAACACUGUUCUUCAAUGUAUAACAUCGUUGGAUUCAAAUUACCGUUUAAAGCACAAAGAGAUCGACACCGCGCACGAUUGCAAUUUACUGAACAAUCUGACGAGGAACCGUAACUAUCAGAACCCGGCGAAGGGAGUGGUGACCAUGGACGAGCUGCGGAAAAUGAUGCGCACGCAGGUCAAGCUGGAGAAACAAUGUAAACUGGACGUACUGAAUAUCGCGCUGUUCACCGGCGACUCCAACGUUAGAGAGCAAGCUGUCAAACGGAUCGCGGAAUGGGAGGAGAUCUGGAAGACGACCGUGGCCGAGGCUUUCGACAGGAACUUGACUUACCUGAAGCAGAAGGAGACGAAAACGAUGAGCGACUUGAAGACUCUGUAUCCGUUUCUGCAAGUGUUGCCCAAGGAGGAGUACGUCAACGCGAUUCUGAACGAGAUCAACCAGCUGACCAAACUCUCCGAGAAUUACAGCUGCACCAUGACGCAUCUCUAUCAAACGCUGGGAGCGUACAUUUACAAGAGGUACGAGUUUCAGCGGCAGACGAGGGACGGCAUUAUAGAGAACUCCGUUCAGAUCUACCGAAAGUACUUGGAGUGGUACAUGCAGACGGAUCCCGCUGACAGGAAUGUCAACGGGCGUGUCAAGUGGCAGCGGCUCGUCCAGGAGGCCAAGCGGUCCGGAAUCUAUUGCGAGACCGCGGUGCCCGAGUGGUCGCGCAACAUCAAGAUAAACAUCGGCAAGUUUCUGUACAACAUCAUCCUGAACGACGUGAAGAUCCCGCACGUGCUCAAGGCCGGCGCGCCCGAGCGGCAGAUACCCGCGUUCUACCUGCUCUUCAGGAUGCACUCCAACAAGUUCCUGAAGGAGGAGAUCAAGCCUCACCCACACUUGCACAGGUUCUACAAGGACUCGCAUUCGGACACGCUGUCCUUCGAGACCACCUUCGUGCCGACGUGCUCGCCACCGCGUCCCUGGGUCGACAUAAACACCGGUGGUUACCUGUUCUCCAAGAUGCCGUUCGCUCGCGAUCCGUACAUGAAACCGUCGCGCCUGUUGAAGAACACGCCGACGAAGCAGCUGUACCCGGCGCUCGACUGCCUGAAUCAACUCGGCUCGAUCCCGUGGCGCAUCAACAUGCCCGUUCUGGAUAUCCUGAUCCAGAUCUUCAGAGAGGGCGGCUCGAAGGAGCUGAACGUACCUCAGCCGUCCACGGUGGUCCCGUCUCCGUCGGACAUGAUCGCGAGCGACGCGGACAGGGAUAACAGAGAGACGGUGAAGCUGCUGCUACAGCUCAAGCGCAAAAGAAACGAGAUGCACUCGCUGUGGUGCGACUGCCUCUACAAGUUGUCCCUCGCCAAUCACUUCAGGGACAAGAUAUUCUGGAUGCCGCACAAUCUGGACUUCCGAGGCAGGGCGUACCCGGUGCCGCCUCAUCUGACCCACCUCAGCUCGGACCUCGGCCGAUCGAUCCUCAUGUUCGCCCAGGGUAAGCCACUGGGUCCCCGUGGUCUGGACUGGCUGAAGAUUCACGCGAUCAACAUGACCGGUCUGAAGAAGAAGGAGCCGUUGCACACACGGCUGGAGUUCGCGAACGAGAUACUGGACCUGAUCGUGGACAGCGCGAGGAACCCGCUGACGGGGGAGAUGUGGUGGGCCAAGGCCGACGAGCCGUGGCAAACUCUGGCGGCGUGCAAGGAGAUCGACAACGCGCUGCGGUCGCCGAACGUGGAGGAGUACGUCUGCCGGCUGCCCAUCCACCAGGACGGCAGCUGCAACGGCCUGCAGCACUACGCCGCGCUCGGUAGGGAUCUGAUAGGCGCGAAGAGCGUGAACCUGUACCCCUCGGACCGGCCGCAGGACGUGUACAGCGUCGUCGCCGACAUGGUCGACGAGUACAGGCGGGCCGACGCGGACGCCGGUAACGAGAUAGCCAGGGCCCUGGAGGGGCACGUCAAGAGGAAGGUCAUAAAGCAGACCGUGAUGACCACGGUGUACGGCGUGACCAAGUUCGGCGCCCGGCUGCAGAUCGCCAGGCAGCUCAGCGAUCUCAAGGACUUCGAUGAGAAGUACGUUUGGUCCGGCAGCGGUUACCUCGUCGACAAGACGUUCACGUCCCUUCAGAACAUGUUCGAGAGCGCGAGGGAGAUACAGAACUGGUUCACGGAUUGCGCCAGCGUCAUCACGAUCAGGUGCAACCAGUACAUCCAGUGGGUGACGCCGAUGGGUCUUCCGGUCAUACAGCCCUACUCCAAGCAUAAUAGUGACUAUCAAAAACAAGAAAUUAAUACUCCAAUGAGAAAGCCCAAGUUCAGGAAGCUGGACACUUUGAAGCAAAGGAAUGCUUUCGCGCCGAAUUUCAUCCACUCGCUGGACUCCUCCCACAUGAUGUUGACGAGUUUGUACUCCGAACAGGCGGGGAUCACGUUUAUGUCGGUGCACGAUUGUUUCUGGACGCACGCCUGCACGGUGGACGUUAUGAACAGAAUCUGCCGGGAGCAAUUUGUCGCACUUCACAACGAGCCCAUUCUCGAGAAUCUAUCCAAAUUCUUUUGUAAGAAAUACAUAAAACACUUCAUGAUCGAUGGACGGGCUGUGAAGCUGAAGAACAAGGGUGCCCCGGUACAGGUCUUCAAGAAGAUCCCGAAGAAGGGUAGCUUCGACAUCAACGCAGUCAUGUCGUCUUCGUACUUCUUUAGUUGAGAGCUCGUAGCUGUAUUUAUCACGAGAAAAGACGUGUACCACUCGCGAAUGCGCACGAAUGGCCUAGUUUACACCGUAAGAUUAAUUGAUACAAGUAUCAGGUUGGUGCUAAGUACUUACGCGUCACUGUUUGCACCGAUUUAUUUCGAAAUAAGUUAUGAUAGGGUUUUAGAUUUUUCAUUUCGCAAAACUUCUGAUUUUAAUCUUAAAGCAACUUUAACCUAAUGCAGCAGUGACGUAUUUAAUCCGAUUGAAAACGAACUAAGUAUUUACAAUGCGUCAGGAUCUUUUGAUACGCGUAUUUUGGUCUGAUAGCGAUUCAGGAGUAUCAGACCAGACCGUACUAAGAUAAUUCGCGAAUGUUUACACCGACCGUAUCAAGUGAUUUGUUAUUUGAUACACGUAUCAAGUGCUCGGUGUAAACUAGGCCAAUGUAAACCACUGUUAAAAGUUUUUAACAAAUAAAUUGGCUUUGGCGUGCGUUACAUGAAAUGUAAAUUGAGAUAUACAAUGCAAUAUAUACAAAUUUGAAAUGCAAAUUGAGAUAUACAAAAUAGCUCCUAAAACGAUAUGUAAAUAGUUUGUUAGGACAAUAGAUUUUUAAAAAUCUGAUACGUUUUGUCUAUAAACUUGUCUCCUCUAUGCUCCAUGUGUUUUAUGACCAAGGAAAUUCAUUAAUCAGUAUUCAUAAUCCUUAUGUUUAAGAUCGUCUUAAGCACAAUUUAAUGAAGCUGUAUUAUUAAUUGGAUGGUUGAGAUUAGAUUUAACACAAUCUUAAGAAACAAAAUUGAACUUGAAGUUUUUCUUCUUUAAUUUUUACAAAAUUGAACUACUAACAUCAAGGAGGAUAAGUUGUAGAUGAUCAUAAGAUCACGAUUCAGAUUGGAUUUAAAACGAUCUUAAAUAUAAGAUCGAAUUGUGAAUACUGUUCUUAAGCAUGAUUUUUAGAUAAUCCUAUUAAUAAAAAUUCUGAGAUUUUAAAUGAUCUUAAAACCACACUUGCAUAAAACUAUUUAAAACGAUUUCACAAUAAAAUGUAAGAUCGGACGAUGAAUAUCGUCCUUAGAUUUGAUCCUAAAAUUUUUCUGUGAGAUCUGACUGUAGCAUCUCAAAAUCUUGAAUGUAAAAUCAGACUAUUACAAAUAUACCGCCCCACAGAUUUCUAUACUGGUAUAGAAAGACACAAGAGUCGAUCGGCUGCGUCUUCAAAUUGUACUUUUAUUAAAGAUGAGGCCUAUUAAAACUUGGAA